AUGGUGAAGAGAGGGCACAAGUGCUCUGGCAUUGAGUGUCACACAAAGAUUAAAUCCCUAAAGAGGGACUACAAGUGCUCAGCGCAGCAUAACAACAGAACCGGGAACAGCCCCUGCUUCUGUCAAUAUUACCAAGUGCUAGAUAGGCUGUUUGGAGGUUCCAUGCAGUCACCAGAGAAUGGGGAAGAGAUUACCCUCACUUUUACUCUGGGAAUAUUAGGAAUUGUCCCGCCCAGCCUGGGCUGGGACUGCGUGGGGGACCGCCCCACACUCGCCAGCUGUUCCCUCCCCCCGCUGCUGCCCAGGGAGCUCCCUACACCGCCGCAAACCCCUACUGCUGCCCCUUCACUUACCUGGGACGCCGAAGCCCCAGCAAUGCCCCCAACAGCACCCCGCAGCCAGUGCGCUCGUCUCCGGGCUCAAGGAGUGUGGCCGGAGUGGAGCGUCAGAGGCAGCCAAGGCCGGGAGGCCGAGACGGAGCCCAGAGACGGACGAGGGAGGGGCCGGCAGGCCGACACGCUGCAGGAGCUCAGGAUGACCCAGGCGCUCCUGAGAGGCCAAGCCCCGACACGCCUCUCCUGGGCAUCCAAGGCUUUGAAUGGGGAUACUUCUGCCAUACAUUCAGAGGGUCGUGCUGAAGAUGCAGAAUCCAAAGAAAAGCCUGGAGAUGGUGGUGGUGCUGGUGGCAAAUCUUCUGUGUCCAUGAAGAGCCAUCAGAUUCUUUUUUCUUUGCCAGACUCCACUGAUGGGACAUCAAGCCCUUUGGACUACGCUGCUGGCAGCCAAGCACCUUUAGACAGUAUCAAGAGAGACUUCAUCAUUCCUCUACAGCUUAGUGGGCCUCCUAGCUUUCCGUUGCAAAAACGCCGCAUACCUUUGCGAUUAAAACUACCCAACCUGAAACUUCGUCGGUUGUUUUUGCCAUCAGAUUUUACCCUGAAAGGUCAUACUGCAGUGGUCUCUUGCAGUUCACGACGUGUGUCAGGCGCUCAUAAAAAGCCAAUUAUUUCUCAUUUUAACUAUGAAGUGCGCAGUGCCCAGCUGAUGUAUGAGGUACUGAAGAGUGGCCAAAUGGAAGUCAAUACUAUAAUGUUACCAAUGCCAGGUUUCCCAUUCACUAUGGCAACAAAACCUGAGCGACAACUUCUAUCAGACAAAUUUCUGGAGCAAUUACACGCUUCCCUGGCAGCUGAAAUCUCAGAAGAAGCCAUAGAAGAAAAAAUUUCAUUCCAUGAUGAUGAACAGAAAAAAAGAAAAAAGAAAGUGUCUUAUGCAGAUCAAGUAUCUGACAGUGAAGCUCUAUCGCUUGUUUCUGGUGUUGGAUGUCGGUCUGAAUUAGGCCCAGAGGGUGAGGAAAGAGACUUGAUGGCCAGGGCUGAAAUGGCAGUUUUCUGUUGCCUGAUGCAUAGAAGAACUGGGCUCAGUCUUAAGGCAUAUUUUCUGCCUAGACUUCCGGACCUCUCAGCUUUGACUGACUUUCUGUUGUACCUUAAUCUGUCAUUUAAUGAUCUGCACCUCUUCCCUACUGAGGUGUGUGAUCUUAAAAACCUGCAAAUCUUAAAGCUCCGAAACAACCCAAUCAAAUCCAUACCAGAAGAUAUCAAGAAACUGAAGGACCUGAGAACCUUGGUCAUGUCCUUCAAUCUGCUGACUGAACUCCCAUCUUGGUUGUUUAUGUUACAGAAUCUUGAACUCCUUGAUGUUUGCUAUAAUGAACUUGAAUACAUCUCCAAUGCUAUCAGCAAUGCCAGGAGCCUCAGUUGCCUCAUCGUAGAAGGCAAUCUGUUGUAUGCUUUGCCUUGUGGGAUUUUGAAACUUCCACUGAAAUGCCUGAAGGUAGAGAACAACUUCUUGCAUCCCUUUUUCUGGAGAGAACUUGAGCAACUUCAGCCACAACGACUCACUGAUAUGGCCUCCCUUUGUUUUGUUCAAAGCAACCUGAGGAAACGAUACCCUAAGAUCCCAGAGGACAUUCAAAAACUAUUGGGCAGCUGUGGCACUUGUGAUUGCUGCUCAGGACCUUUGUAUGGUCAGGGUUUCCGUUUCCUUCGUGCUUAUAAGAACAUCUAUGGACUUCGGCUUCCUUAUCUGUUUUCUGCCUGCUCCCCAGCCUGCUACAUGAACUUUGUCUCUGGAACCAUCUCAAACAGUAGUUGGCAGGCCUUUCAUGGUGGAUUCCGCCUCGCAGCAGCUGAUAGCUCCUUGAAUAAACUUCUUGAAUAA
Heteronotia binoei (common prickly gecko) is the source of this 2223-nucleotide messenger RNA. RefSeq names its product leucine rich repeat containing 63 (gene LRRC63). The record is from RefSeq and is a predicted model, not a curated record. Gene Ontology annotation, molecular function: protein binding. The transcript has 11 exons. Lineage: Eukaryota; Metazoa; Chordata; Lepidosauria; Squamata; Gekkonidae. Bases 1 to 2223 code for a protein of 740 amino acids.